Nerophis lumbriciformis (worm pipefish) is the source of this 2370-nucleotide messenger RNA. Lineage: Eukaryota; Metazoa; Chordata; Actinopteri; Syngnathiformes; Syngnathidae. The record is from RefSeq and is a predicted model, not a curated record.
AUGAUUCCUGUGAUGGAAUUCCGCCAGUUCUCGGAGCAGCAGCCGGCUUUCCGAGUUCUGAAGCCGUGGUGGGACGUUUUCACCGACUAUCUAUCUGUCAUUAUGCUCAUGAUUGGUGUGUUUGGAUGCACCCUCCAGGUGAUGCAAGACAAGAUCAUCUGCCUCCCAAACAGAACGUCAUCGUCCCUGGACAACACGAGCGAAGUGGCCGUGAAGCCUUUGCAGCUGCGUUACAACAUCUCAUCCGGGCUGAGAGAAAUGAGCGGCCUGAAGACGGACCUUGACCUUCAGCAGUACAGCUUCAUCAAUCAAAUGUGUUACGAGAAAGUCCUGCACUGGUAUGCCAAGUAUUUCCCUUACUUGGUUCUGAUCCACACUCUCGUCUUCAUGGUGUGCAGCAACUUCUGGUUCAAGUUUCCAGGGUCCAGUUCUAAAAUUGAGCACUUUAUCUCCAUGCUGGGCAAGUGUUUUGACUCUCCGUGGACUACCAGAGCUCUUUCUGAGGUGUCAGGAGAAAACUCAGAAGAAGCUGAUCACAAAAAAAGUGGCACCGUGGCGUCCCCUGGAGGCGUCGGAUUGGAGAAAACGCAGUCAUUGCGUUCAAUCCCGGAAAAAAUUGUAGCUGACAAACCGUCGGCAAGCGUUUUGGAUAAAAAGGAGGGCGAGCAAGCCAAGGCACUCUUCGAGAAGGUGAAGAAAUUCCGCUUGCAUGUGGAGGAGGGUGACAUCCUCUACAUCAUGUACGUGCGGCAGACAGUAUUCAAGGUGUUCAAGUUCCUGCUGAUCAUCAUAUACAAUAGUUGCCUAGUAGAUGAAGUGCGCAACAGAGUUCCCUGCAAGGUGGACAUCCAAGACAUGACAGGCUACAAGGAAUUUGAGUGCAACCACACCAUGGCUCACCUCUUCUCGAAGCUUUCCUACUGCUACCUGUGCUUGGUGGCGGUCUAUGGACUGACCAGCCUUUAUACGUCCUAUUGGCUGUUCUAUCGCUCCCUGAAGGAGUACUCCUUUGAGUAUGUGCGUCAAGAAACGGGUAUCAGUGACAUCCCAGAUGUGAAGAAUGACUUUGCCUUCAUGCUCCAUAUGAUCGACCAGUACGACCCUCUGUACUCCAAGAGGUUUGCCGUGUUCCUGUCUGAGGUUAGCGAAAACAAGCUGAAGCAGCUCAACCUUAACCACGAAUGGACGGCAGAAAAACUGCGUCAGAGACUGCAGGUCAAUGCAAACAACCGGUUGGAGUUGCAGCUUUUCAUGCUUCCGGGCCUGCCCGAUACAGUCUUCGAGCUAAGCGAGCUGCAGUCUCUCAAACUUGAGAUCAUCAACAACGUGAGCGUUCCCGCCUCCGUCUCGCAGCUGGAGAACCUUCAAGAGCUUUCGUUGUAUCAGUGCUCGAUCAAGCUACACACCACGGCUAUGUCCUUCCUCAAAGAGAACCUCAAAGUGCUCCGCGUCAAGUUCGAUGACGGAAGGGAGUUCCCCAGCUGGCUGUACGGCCUCAGGAACCUGGAGGAGCUUCAUCUCGCUGGGUCGCUGUGCUCUGAUGCCUCUAAAAACAUCAUCUUGGAAUCUCUGCGGGAAAUGAAGUGCCUGAAGACGCUCUCGUUAAAGAGCAAUCUGACCAAAAUACCGCAGUCAAUCGUGGACGUGUCCAGUCACUUGCAGCGGCUUUACCUGCACAACGACGGCACCAAGUUGGUGAUGCUGGGGAACCUGAAGAAGAUGACCAACCUGAUUGAGCUGGAGAUGGUGCGCUGUGACCUGGAGCGCAUCCCGCAUGCCAUUUUCAGCCUCACUGGUCUGCAAGAGCUGGACCUGAAGGAGAACAACCUACGCUCCAUCGAAGAGAUUGUUAGCUUCCAGCACCUACGCAAGCUCACCUGCCUUAAGCUGUGGUACAACAGCAUCAUGUAUAUCCCUGAGCACAUUAAAAAAAUGGGCAGUCUGGAGCGCCUCUACUUCAGUCACAACAAGAUUGAGAUCUUACCCUCACACUUGUUCCUGUGCAACAAGCUGCGUUAUCUGGACCUGUGUCAUAAUGACAUCCGCUUCAUCCCACCGGAGAUUGGCGUCCUGCAGAGCCUGCAGUACUUCUCAGUAGCCUGCAACAAAAUAGAGAACCUUCCGGAUGAGCUCUUCUUCUGCAAAAAACUUAAGACUUUGAAACUGGGCAAGAACUCUUUGUGCAUCCUCUCGCCAAAGAUAUCCUACCUCACCCAGCUGACCCACCUGGAGCUUAAGGGGAACCAUUUUGAGGUCCUGCCACAGGAGUUGGGCUGCUGCCGGGCACUUAAGCGCAGUGGCCUGGUGGUCGAGGACGCCCUCUUUGAAACUCUGCCGUCAGAUGUCAGAGACGAAAUGAAGGCAGAGUGA